Molecule: messenger RNA, 2461 nt
Organism: Gadus morhua (Atlantic cod)
Lineage: Eukaryota; Metazoa; Chordata; Actinopteri; Gadiformes; Gadidae
Gene: dhodh
Product: dihydroorotate dehydrogenase
Exons: 9
Coding region: 44-1405 (453 amino acids)
Biological process (GO): 'de novo' pyrimidine nucleobase biosynthetic process; pyrimidine ribonucleotide biosynthetic process
Cellular component (GO): cytoplasm; mitochondrial inner membrane
Molecular function (GO): dihydroorotate dehydrogenase activity
Source: RefSeq, a predicted model, not a curated record
AAGAAGAAAAAGUGAUCACAACGGGUACACCACGUGCCGCGCCAUGGCGUAUCACAUAAAGAAACGUCUGACGGAUGCUGUGAAGAUCCUUGGUUCAGGGGCCUUGGUGUUCACCUCCUACCUCACCGUCACCGGAGAUGAGCGUUUCUAUGCCAACCAGCUCAUGCCGCUUCUGCAGAGGAUCGUGGCAGCCGAGACUGCUCAUGUGAUGGCGGUGAAACUGUUGAGUCUGGGAGUGUCCCCGCUGAACUGGUACCAGGACCCUGCCUCUCUGGAAGUGACCGUGAUGGGCAGGAAGUUCCGGAACCCCAUUGGGAUAGCAGCGGGCUUCGACAAGCAUGGCGAGGCUGUCGACGGCUUGUUUAAAGUGGGCUUCGGCUUUGUAGAGGUGGGCACUAUCACCCCCAGACCGCAGGAGGGAAACCCAAAGCCCCGCGUGUUCAGACUACCGGCGGACCAAGCCGUCAUUAACAGGUAUGGGUUCAACAGCUGUGGUCUGCUUGAGGCUCAACAUAGGCUGAAGACUAGGGAGGCGUCCCAGCAGCUGCUUAGGAAAGCUGGCCUGCCGCUUGGCAUCAAUCUGGGGAAGAACAAACUUUCCCAGGAUGCAUCAGCGGACUUCAUGGAGGGGGUGCGGGUGAUGGGCCCCCUGGCGGACUACCUGGUGGUCAACGUGAGCAGUCCCAACACACCUGGCCUCAGAGACCUGCAGGGGAAGGCACACCUGCACACACUGCUUCAUAAGGUGCUGAAGGAGCGAGAUGCCCUGCAGUGUGAGAGGAAACCUCCAGUGUUAGUGAAGAUCGCCCCAGACCUCUCUCCUCAAGAUAUGCAAGACAUCGCUGAAGUCGUAAUAGAGCUGGGCGUGGAUGGCCUGAUGGUGUCGAACACCACCGUCUCCAGGCCCCCCACCCUCAAGGACCCUCGCUGGUCAGAGACGGGGGGUCUCAGUGGAAGGCCUCUUCGGGAGCUCUCCACCGACACCGUCCGAGAAAUGUUCCGGCUCACUGGCGGUAAGGUGCCGAUUGUUGGGAUUGGCGGGGUGGCCAGUGGCCAGGAUGCUCUGAAUAAGAUCCGAGCUGGAGCCUCCCUGGUCCAGCUCUACACAGCCUUCACCUACCAGGGACCCCCCCUGGUCACCAGGAUCAAACGGGAGCUACAUCAACUGCUGCAGGACCAGGGAUUCAGCUGCAUAGCCGAGGCGGUGGGAGCUGACCACCGUGGGGCGUCAGAGGCUCAGUCCCCACCAACACACGGCACCAACCAGGCACACCAGGCCCAAGAGACCCCGGUCUCAACAAUGGUACCCCUGGUACCAGCAGCCGUCUCUACCAGCUCCGCAGGCGAAGUGAACCAGGGCGCUGCAGCGAUUCCAAACCAAGGAGAGGCUUUCCGUACCGUCUGACAGACAGGGAAGUAGUCAGACUGACCCUUGACGACCAGCUGGGGAACGGCUCGUGGGUGUUGAAGGCUUCUGAACCACAUGCCAAAAAAAUACACCGUCCGUUUUGUUUUCUGCAGAGAUUUUUUUUUUUUCGGUGUUAAUGAAAUACAGGUCCUUUCAUUAUUCUGGGGUCCACAGACCAGCUGUCUGUGUAAGGCUUUAGUGUAACUAUGGCUUGAUAAAGUGAUCCUUGGGUGUCUUAUGGAUUUAGUUGUAGAUGGGUUUUCACGAUGCAAUACUACGUACCAUUUGAGAAUGAAUACAAAUGAAUGGCCUAACAUAAUCUUCUGGAUGAAGCAGUAAUUCCUCCAUAUAGUUGAUCACAAAAUAAAUAAAGUAUGAAUCAGAUAUACCGUUGUAAUAUUGUUAUUCAAAAUGCAAUGCAAAACUAGGGUAACCUGGACUUGGCUAUGGAUAUGUGCUAUGAAGACCUUAAUGGAUAUUGAAUUAACAUCAUACACUAGUCAGUUAUAGUAAGCAGUAGGCAUGUCAAACAUUAAACGUUGACUAUAAGGACCAGUUGGUGUCAGGUUUGAGAUUAAGGAUCUCACUCAAGGGCACCUGGUCGACCUCUCAAGGUGCUAGUUGAAGUUGUUGCAGCCAUAGGCCUACCUCAGGGCAUACAUUUUCACGGAAAUGUACCCAAUCUUGCGUGAGCAUACGCAGCUCAUCAUCAGUGUUUUGCUUUUAAUAGGACAUAGCCACUGAUGAAUGAAAUUACGUACUCAAAGCUGUUCUCUCCGUUAUGCGUGAAUGACGCUUCGGUACGCUGGUCAUUUACAUGUAAAACAGGCCUCAUUCUUUUGAUUGAGGCAUUAAUCAGAGGCACAUCUCCAUUACUGGAAGCAUCGCUAGAUUUAGGUGUAUGAUAGCUGGUCGUGUCCAAAGGUGGCUGAUUUUCAUUGUCCGUGAUAUCUGUUGAUGCGCUGGCCAUGUUGAGAAAAAUGUGCAAUGCCGACGACUGCUGAAUGUUUUUGUAUUCAUGGAUAGCGCCCACCUGCAACCUUUUAAAGGGGA